This is a messenger RNA of Triticum turgidum subsp. durum (durum wheat), 1608 nucleotides long. The record is from the annotation of a GenBank genome assembly. NCBI's taxonomy places the organism in Eukaryota, Viridiplantae, Streptophyta, Magnoliopsida, Poales, Poaceae.
AUGCUCAUGCUGAAAAGUCUAACAAUCCGCACCACCACGCCCCCGCGACAACAGUUUGCCAUGGCGUCGCUCCAAGCUCCCGAGCUCUUGGCAUGUCUCCUCGUCGUCGUCGCCACCCUCCUCCUCCUCCUCAAGCAACUGCUCGCGCCGAGCAAGAGACGCUCCGCCUCGGCCUCGGCCUCACCCUCCCUCCCGCGCCCGAGGGGCCUGCCCCUCAUCGGCAACCUCCACCAGCUCGGCGCGCUCCCGCACGACUCCCUCGCCGCGCUCGCCGUCAAGCACGACGCGCCUCUCAUGCUGCUCCGCCUCGGCUCCGUGCCGACGCUCGUCGUCUCCUCCGCCGACGCGGCACGCGCCGCGUUCCAGCACAACGACCGCGCCAUGUCCGGCCGCCCGGCGCUCUACGCGGCCGCCAGGUUCUCCUACGGCCUGCAGAACAUCUCCUUCGCGCCGUCGGAAGGCGCCUUCUGGCGCGCCGCGCGCCGCGCGUGCCUGUCCGAGCUCCUCGGCGCCCCGCGGGUGCGCGGGUUCCGCGAGGCCAGGGAGGGCGAGGCCGCCGCGCUCGUCGCCGCCGUGGCCGACGCGUCCGGCGCCGGCGGUGCCGUGGACCUGAGCGGGCUUCUCCUCGCCGCGAGCAACAAGAUCGUGCGACGUGUCGCCUUCGGCGGCGACGACGGCGGCGAAGGUGGCGCGGAGGCGAGUGCUGUCCUCAAGGAGACGCAGAGGCUUCUUGGUGCUUUCUGGGUCGCCGACUACGUGCCGUGGCUCGGGUGGCUGGACGCGCCGCGUGGCCUGCGGGGGCGUCUGGAGCGGAACUUCCACCAGCUCGACGCGUUCUACGAGAGCGUGAUCGACAGUCACCUCAAACGGCGAGCAUCCUCCUCCGCCGACGAGGAGGAGGACUUGGUCGACGUGCUCCUCCGCCUGCACGCCGACCCGGCUCACCGGAGCACGUUCAGCAGUCGCGACCAGAUCAAAGGCAUCCUCACGGACAUGUUCAUUGCCGGGACCGACACGUCGGCGGCGACGGUGGAAUGGACGAUGACGGAGCUGGUCAACCACCCGGGCAUCCUCGCCAAGGCGCAGGACGAGGUGCGCAGCGUGGUCGGCGACAGCGGCAUGGUCCGGGAGCCCGACCUCCCGGGGCUCAGCUACCUGAAGCUGGUCAUCAAGGAGUCCAUGAGGCUGCACCCGCCGGUGCCGCUCCUGGUGCCCCGGGAGACCACCGAGCCAUGCACGAUCCACGGCUGCGAGAUACCGGCCGGGACGCGGGUGCUCGUCAACGCGAAGGCCAUCGGCGCGCACGCCGGCGCGUGGGGCGCCGACGCGGCGCAGUUCGUCCCCGAGCGGCAUGAGCGCGGCGGGGACCUCGGCGACUCCAAGCCGUGGCACGACAGCUUCGCGCUGGUGCCGUUCGGGAUCGGGCGGAGGAGCUGCCCCGGCGUGCACUUCGCGACGGCCGUGGUGGAGCUGCUGCUGGCCAACCUGCUCUUCUCCUUUGACUGGAGCGCGCCGCUCGGCAAGCUGGACGCUGAGGAGGAGAACGGGUUGACCGUGUACAGGAAGAACCCUCUCAUGCUGUUCGCGAAACCACGGCGAUGCGUGUAG